AUGGCGCUGAUCACCUCUGAGGCUGCUUUCCUGCAAAGGUGUUCCGAGGUCAGCUCAGAUGGGUCGCUGCACGCGGCUUUGGUUGCCCAGGGCAUUCGCAAUUUUCGUCAGCUUGCUUUUGCCAUAGGCACCCCCAGAGUAGAGCCGUCGGCUCAGCAGUACUCCGACUUGGCAACACAGGUCUUUGGUGCGAGUCCGGCACUGGGAAAGAUUGCUAUCCUGAGGGAUCUUCACUUUGAAGCCACGACAUAUGUCAUUCAAGUGUUCAAGGAGCAGGCAUCUUCAGACACCGCGGAUGUGCAGAUCAAGCGCUUACCGCUGCCGGAGCGAACAGCUCGUGCCCUUGACCAGCAGCGUAGGCUGAGUGGAGUCGCCAUCACUGGUGAGCUUCAGCCGUCUUACAACCUAGUUGACAAGUGCAAUACCAUGCUGGAGUCUGGGGCUUUAGUGUGGUUGCCGCCUUCGGUUUGCAGUAAGAGGGAUGCUGAGGUUGCGAUCGGAAUCACGGAAAAGUCUCCUGUCGUUCAUCUUGAGAAAGAUGCGUUGAAGUUGACAGCGCCUCAGCCUAAAAUCCCAGUGGACUUGUCCAGUCCGCUCAACCUUAUGUGGGCUUGGCAAAGACGUGGAAUUGCUAUGGACCAGUGCGGAUUGCUGUCGUGGGCAGUUCAUGAACAGUAUGUGCAACGCCUGUUGAAUCUGCUGACCGCUCCGGUCCCGAGUCAUUGCUCUCCUGUGCGCACUGAACAGCUUAUCAGGGCUGACAAAGAAGUGUGGACAUUGCUUGCAAGAGAGGUACAGCCACCUUACAAGUCGUUGCCUACCGGGAUUAAGCCAUUAGAUGCCCCUUUUACGAGUAUGAUGUUUGAUCAGCGGAUUCAGGUUUGGCUCACGCCAGUCGCAAGCACUAAUGUCUCAUCUGCUUCAGGUGCAGGUGCAGUGCCCGAGGUGCCAGAUCUUCCUACGCCACAUGGUCCGCAGAAAACCCCGACAAAGAAGAAGAUUCGUAAGAAGGCGCGGGCUCUCAUGCCAGAGUCCUUUAAGAAAUGCCCAAGGUUUUCUAAGGGACCCGUGUGUUGGGCGCAUAAUGGUGAAGGCACAGGCGAUGCUUCUUCCGAUCCAGGUGAACAACCUGCG
Messenger RNA from Symbiodinium sp. CCMP2592, 1134 nucleotides. Lineage: Eukaryota; Dinophyceae; Suessiales; Symbiodiniaceae. The record is from the annotation of a GenBank genome assembly.